This is a messenger RNA of Halteromyces radiatus, 710 nucleotides long. RefSeq names its product class gamma glutathione S-transferase 2. The record is from RefSeq and is a predicted model, not a curated record. Lineage: Eukaryota; Fungi; Mucoromycota; Mucoromycetes; Mucorales; Cunninghamellaceae. The transcript is spliced from 5 exons. Bases 1 to 624 code for a protein of 207 amino acids. Gene Ontology annotation, molecular function: glutathione transferase activity. Gene Ontology annotation, biological process: glutathione metabolic process.
AUGAUUUCCUCUCCUAUUACUCUUCAUUACUUCGUUUUCGAAGGCGAGCCAUCUAUUGCUUUUUUGGGUGAAAAUUUGAAUUUAUUAUUGAAGGAUUCUGGUGUUGAAUAUACUUAUGUUCGUCAUAAGUAUGCUGAUUGGCCAUCUAUCAAGAAAGAGCUUUCCGAAAAAAUGAUUUAUCCUACUAUGCCUUAUAUUGAAUUGGAUGGAAAAUUAUACAAUAAGACAGCCCCUACCAUGCGUUACUUAUGCAAGAAGUUAGGAAAAUACCUUCCUGCUAAUGAUGAUGAUCAAUAUAUUCUGGAAGUGGCUGCUGAUGUGACACGUGAUCAUUAUGGUACCAGGUUACCUCUAUACCGAUGUGAAGAUAAAGAAAAGUGGAAAGAACAUUUUGAAAAGGACACUACCAAAUACUUGAAUGCUUAUGAAUCUAUCUAUCAACAAAACGAAGGUCCUUAUAUCUUGGGUGAAGAAAUUACUUAUGCUGAUUUCCUUGUAUACCAUAUUAUCCAAGAUGACAACGCCUUAAAACACGUCCAAGGAUACCCUCACGUGGCCAAAUUUAUUGAUGCCUUCUCUCAACGUCCUAAUCUUACUGAAUAUAUUGCUUCUUUGGCCAAAUAGGUUUUUCAAAAAAAAAAAAAUCACUUUAGAGUCUUCUUUUCUCUUUUGUUCUUAUAAUAAAAAUGUUUGACCUUUUUUACCAAAUA